Molecule: messenger RNA, 980 nt
Organism: Podospora bellae-mahoneyi
Lineage: Eukaryota; Fungi; Ascomycota; Sordariomycetes; Sordariales; Podosporaceae
Gene: RER1
Product: retention in endoplasmic reticulum protein 1
Exons: 4
Coding region: 150-980 (276 amino acids)
Biological process (GO): retrograde vesicle-mediated transport, Golgi to endoplasmic reticulum; protein retention in ER lumen
Cellular component (GO): Golgi membrane
Source: RefSeq, a predicted model, not a curated record
CCCUUCUUAACACCCAGACGUCACUGGUACAAGCUUAUCCUCGGCCUAAAACAUGACCCCUGCUUGCGGCAACUGAACAGGGGAUUGCUCACUACCAAAAAGUCUCAGCCACACUUUAGUAAAAGGUGCCGACCCCACACCCUGGCCAGAUGUGGCAGGUUCUUGGUCAAAAAUUUCCACUUGUGGGUAGGCCCCCUAAACUUGCGGGAAGUUUUGUGUGGCUAAACCGAUUAAUCUGUCACGUAUCCUCCUAUCUGAGAACGCGCAAUCAGCCACUGCCACCUUUCUGCUGCUGCUGCGCUUGUUCUGCUGUCCACCAGCCUGUGAUAACUUUGUGUCUUUACUUCAGCUUCACAACGCCAACGACCACGACGAUCCUAUUUUUCGACGGGAGAAUUAUACACAAGAUGGACGCUGUCGAGGAACCAAUGUCGGCCUUCGGCGCCGUGACUGCGCAAACGAACAAGUUGUCGAGGCAAUACCAAGCGCUCCUCGACCAGUCGACUCCCCACACUCUCUACCGAUGGGUCGGCACCGGCGUGCUGCUCGUCUUUUUCUUUGCGCGCGUCUUCUUUGCGCAAGGCUGGUAUAUCGUGGCAUACGCCCUCGGCAUCUACCUCCUCAACCUCUUCCUCGCCUUCCUCCAGCCCAAAUUCGACCCCUCCAACGAGGCCCUCGACAAUGACAUGGAAGACGGCAGCCUCGGUUCUCUCCCUACCAAGCAGGACGAGGAGUUCCGCCCCUUCAUCCGCCGCCUGCCCGAGUUCAAGUUCUGGCACGCCGCCACCCGCGCCAUUUCCAUCUCGUUUGUGUGCACCUGGUUCGAGGUGUUUAAUGUGCCCGUGUUUUGGCCUGUGUUGGUGAUGUACUGGAUUAUGCUUUUUGUUUUGACCAUGCGCAAGCAAAUCCAGCACAUGAUCAAGUACCGCUACGUGCCAUUUACCGUUGGCAAGGCGCGCUACACCAAGAACAGCUCAUAA